Messenger RNA from Oldenlandia corymbosa var. corymbosa, 351 nucleotides. The record is from the annotation of a GenBank genome assembly. Lineage: Eukaryota; Viridiplantae; Streptophyta; Magnoliopsida; Gentianales; Rubiaceae.
GAGGUGGCAGUAGACUGGCUACGGGUUCCUCAGGUAGCAAACUCAGUAGGUACGCAACCCGGUCCCCUGGUGUCCUAGUUACCCCGGUGGGCGGCAAUGCACGUGAUGCCCUCGAGCUUUUUCCCAACGGAGGCACAGAGCUCUCUCGCACGAUGGCUCUGAUACCACUUGUCACGGGCUCGCCCGACAGUUCUCGCAGCCGCCCGUGCGGCAUCCCCAGGGUCUCCCAGUUUUCCCUGGGAGCGGCAUUAGCCCCCGACCAGCUACGGGUUCCUCAGCAAACUUAUUACCCACUAAAUGGAAGUUUAGUCAACAGUAAUGGGCAGCUUGCAAAUAGUCUUCAUGAGGAAG